AAUUUUAAAAGAGUAAAUUUCAAAGAAAACUAAAUAAUAUAAUGGAUCUUAACGAUGCCGUGCUAACGUGCGCGGUGAACAUACACUGGACGAACACGGUGGGCAUAACCGGGCGCAAACUAUGCUACAAAACAGCAACGUUGCGACUGGUGCGCAACGAUUUGCGUGAAAUGUUUGUAGAAGUGACGCCCGAAAAGUUAAAACCCCUCAAAUUCCGGCUAAAAGACAUAAUGGUGCACAAGAAAUUCAUGUCGGAGGGCAAGGCGACCUUCAACUUUAAAUCCGAACACUGCGAAGUGUAUUUAUCCAAUGCGCCGCCCGGCAUUUUAAUGCUCUUUCUGCGCACCAUUUUCAUCAAGAUGAAUGGGGGUAAAGAUGCAACUGAAUCCUCUCCUUUGGAUGAGCUGGCCAUGAAGAAGCGGGUGCGCGAACAGCUGAUUUCGUCGCAACCCAGCACCUUUGAGGAGAUCUCACCGGUGACAACAGCCGAAAUGGUUUUGGCGCGCAAAAAAGCCGGUUUAAUUCCGCGUGGCACCACCACCACCCCCUCGCCACAGGCGGCCAAAAAAAGACGCCUCACCGAUGAUGACAAAGCCAAUGUGCCUGCGGCCAAGAAAUUGUAUCAGUCGUCACCACUCGCACAAUCGGAGGAUUCGGUGCGUCUCAGCCAGGAGCAGUUGGAGGUGCUGCGCGCCUGCACCGCCGGCAAAAAUGUUUUCUUUACGGGAUCUGCUGGCACCGGCAAAAGUUUUUUGCUGCGUAAAAUUAUCUCGGCGUUGCCGCCGGACGGCACUGUGGCCACCGCAUCGACGGGCGUUGCUGCUUGCCUCAUUGGCGGCACCACGUUGCAUGCGUUUGCUGGUAUUGGUGGCGGCGAUGCCACCAUGCAACGUUGCCUGCAGCUGGCGGCAAGGCCAAUGUCCGCGCAGACGUGGCGCAAGUGCAAGCGGCUGAUCAUCGAUGAGAUCUCCAUGGUGGAUGGGCAGUAUUUUGAGAAAAUCGAGUCUGUGGCACGACACAUACGGAGGAAUGAUCGUCCCUUUGGUGGCAUUCAGCUGAUCCUAUGCGGCGACUUUCUGCAGCUGCCACCAGUUGUCAGAGGGGAGACGGGCGCCCAGCAGCGUUUCUGCUUCCAGUCGGGCGUCUGGGAGCAGUGCAUCCAAUGUGUCUACGAACUGAAACAGGUGCAUCGUCAAUCCGAUCCGGAGUUUGUGAAGAUACUCAAUCAUCUGAGGAUUGGUCAUGUCAACGAGAGCAUCUCCACCCGAUUGAUGUCCACAUCGAAGCAAAAGAUCGAAGCAAAUGGCAUUUUGGCCACACAACUCUGUUCGCACACCAACGAUGCCAAUUCGAUUAAUGAAUCCAAGCUGGAGAAUCUGGGUGGGGAUAAGGUGCUGUUUCGUGCCGAGGAUUCGGAUGCAGGGAUGAGCAAGCAGCUGGAUCAACAGGUGCAAGUACCGGCCCAACUCUAUCUGAAGAUCAAUGCCCAGGUGAUGCUGCUCAAGAACAUCAACAUAGCCAGUGGACUCGUCAAUGGUGCUCGGGGCGUGGUGGUGCGCAUCGAGAAGGGUCUGCCCGUUGUGCGUUUCAAGAACAAUCAGGAGUACGUUUGUCGCCACGAGAAGUGGAUCAUUAAGACGGCAACGGGUGGUGUUCUCACACGUCGUCAGGUGCCGCUCAAACUGGCCUGGGCAUUCUCCAUCCAUAAGAGUCAGGGAUUGACGCUCGACUGUGUGGAGAUGUCGCUGUCCAAGGUCUUUGAAGCUGGCCAGGCUUAUGUCGCCUUGUCGCGUGCCAAAUCCCUGCAAUCGAUUCGCAUUCUGGACUUUGAUGCCAAGCAGGUGUGGGCCAAUCCUCAGGUGCUGCAGUUCUAUAAGAAUUUCCGGCGGCGUCUCAUCGACACCACCAUGAUUCCGCUGGGACCCAAGAAUAAGGACAAUAAGAAGCCGGCGGAUGCCACCAGCAGCGCCUUGGCCAAGCUCAAAAAGAGCCUGUUGAACAAACCGCUCGUCUCGAUUAGUUAGUUAAUCUAUCCAACUAGCUUUAGUUUUAGCUAAAGGUCUUUUUAAGAUAGGGUUUUUCAUUGUAAGGCUGCCAAUCUAGAACACUAUCUCAAUUUAAAGUCAUUUUAAGCUAAAUUAAAUCUAUUCACAUUCUUAUCAAUCCAAGUUUUUUUGUUUCCUAACAAAAUAUAAUAUAUAUUUACUAAUGAGCAUAUAAAAUAAAUAUAAAACAUAAUUGCAAUUUAUCCUUUACUAAAAACUUAGUUAAUCACUUACUAACUUUAAUUUAAUGUACUUUAGUUUAAUGUUUGCUUAAGACAAGGCUUCUUAUUUUGAGGCUGCCAAAAUGGUGCUUUAAGUCUAAAACCCUGUCUUUAUCUGAAGUCAUUUAAAACUAAAUCAAAUCGGUUCACAUUUUUAGCUUUUAGCCGUAAAACAAUCCAAUUUUUUUGUGUUCUAAAUAUAGCAUUUAUACAAAUGAGAUAACAAUAUAAAUAUAAUAUAUAAUUAUAAUUUAGCUAAAUGCUUGCUUCAAGACAAGGCUUUUCAGUUUGAAGCUGCCAAUGUGGUGCGUUAAAGUCUAAACCCCAUUUAUAUUUACACCUAAGUCACAUCUAUUUACAUUCUUAACUAUUCCUAAUAAAAUAUGAUUUAUAGCA
Molecule: messenger RNA, 2662 nt
Organism: Drosophila grimshawi
Lineage: Eukaryota; Metazoa; Arthropoda; Insecta; Diptera; Drosophilidae
Gene: Pif1
Product: ATP-dependent DNA helicase PIF1
Exons: 2
Coding region: 42-2024 (660 amino acids)
Biological process (GO): DNA repair; telomere maintenance
Molecular function (GO): DNA helicase activity
Source: RefSeq, a predicted model, not a curated record